AUGCAAGAAGCACUCACUUGCCCCCCAUCACCUGCGGUGUCUCCCAUUACACCUGCAACCUCUAUCAUGCGAAUAAGUGGAAGAGUGUAUCCUGGCAAGACCACUUACACUGACAACAAACAGACAACAAAUAGACAACAAAAGUACCAUGUUCCAACCAUGAAGAGUCACUUCUCAUCUCCACGGAGCCUUUUACCGACUGUGGGAACAAGCUUGUUGACCAUCAGUGUGUCCGGUAUGUCUUCUUCUACCGUGGAAGACGCCAUACGAACAAGGGGAGAUUCAGACAAGCUCGCAUCCGACACCUACCGAUAA
Molecule: messenger RNA, 315 nt
Organism: Seminavis robusta
Lineage: Eukaryota; Bacillariophyta; Bacillariophyceae; Naviculales; Naviculaceae
Source: the annotation of a GenBank genome assembly